GCUCUCCACACGUUCAAAAAACACACUCCAUUUAUCUUUCCUUAUCAUUUUUCAUUUCUCAAACAAACACAAAUUUUCAAUUCCUUCAAAUUGAUUUAUUAUUUAUUUAUAAAAAAUGGCUUCUUCUAUUAAUAUAUUAAGCAAUAUUAAUGGAUUUUGCAACACAAAACCAUCAUUUGGUUUACAACAAAGGAAAAGGAUGGUUGUGGUAAGGGCAGAAACAAUUAAUCCAGAAAUUAGGAAAACUGAAGAGAAAGUUGUUGAUUCUGUUGUUGUUACUGAACUCUCCAAGAAUAUCACCCCUUAUUGCAGGUGUUGGAGAUCAGGAACUUUUCCUUUAUGUGAUGGGAGUCAUAUGAAACACAACAAAGCUACUGGUGACAACGUUGGACCUUUGUUGUUGAAGAAGCAGUAAUAAUUCUUUAGGUUAACUUUUGUUGCUUUUCUCUUUGUUAUGGAUAAUGGAUUAUUGUCAUUGUAUUUCUUUAAAUAAUGCCUCCUAUAAUUAAUUUGAGUAUAAAACUGUGUACUUCACAUUUUAAAUUCCGUAUUACUUAAUUUUUCUACUGAUCCUUGCCUAAA
Spinacia oleracea (spinach) is the source of this 582-nucleotide messenger RNA. RefSeq names its product CDGSH iron-sulfur domain-containing protein NEET. Lineage: Eukaryota; Viridiplantae; Streptophyta; Magnoliopsida; Caryophyllales; Amaranthaceae. The transcript has 2 exons. Gene Ontology annotation, cellular component: mitochondrial outer membrane; intracellular membrane-bounded organelle. Gene Ontology annotation, molecular function: 2 iron, 2 sulfur cluster binding. The coding region runs from base 116 to 415 and encodes 99 amino acids. The record is from RefSeq and is a predicted model, not a curated record. Gene Ontology annotation, biological process: regulation of autophagy.